GCUUUCUAGGAAUACAUAACUUCAACAUGCAUGGAACCAUGGCCUCGCUCAAAGUUCACCACCAUCCAAACAUUGAUUAUGGUGGUGCUCUCAAUGUUAGUGCCACUCUUCUCCAAUCUUUGUUUCCCUGUUUUUAACAUGGCAACGGCCUCAAAGAUUGAAUCCGAAGGGAGAGCUCUUCUUCAAUGGAAGGCAGCCCUUAAAACACAAGAGCUCCUUAACACCUGGACAUCAAAAAUCAGUCCAUGCAACUGGACUGGAAUCACUUGCAGAUAUGAUGGCCAUCUUAUGCCAACCAUCACCAGACUCCAACUACAACAGUUGGGACUAGAAGGGAAGCUGGAGACUCUCAACUUCUCAGCUCUGCCAUCACUCAGAGUGCUCGACCUCAGUGACAACCAUAUACAUGGAUCCAUCCCUGCAGCCAUUUCAGCUUUGUCCAAGCUCACCAUCCUUGAUCUCGGUAACAACAGUCUCACAGGCAUCAUUCCAUUACAGCUCGGCAAUUUGACAAGGCUCAUGACCUUGCAGCUCUUGUAUAAUCAGAUAAGUGGCUCCAUACCUCUUUCUUUUGGAAAGCUUCUGAACCUGCAAUUAAUAGACAUCGGUGCAAAUUUCUUAGUUGGUUCCAUCCCUCUAGAGUUAGGAAACUUGACCAAACUCAAUUAUUUGUCCUUAGGGAUAAAUAAGCUCACAGGCUCCAUCCCUCAUGAGAUUGGAUAUAUGGUGAGUCUCAAGACACUUUAUCUCGCUAAAAACAAUUUAACUGGUUCCAUUCCUCCAGGCAUAGGAAAUCUAACUGAACUCAACCUAUUAGGCCUUGAUGGGAACCAAUUAUAUGGAUCCAUACCAUACCCUAUAGGAAAUCUGAUCAAACUCAAAGGCUUUUACCUCUUUAACAAUAACAUAAUUGGUCCCAUCCCACAUAGUAUUGGAAAUAUGACAAAGCUUGAAAAUUUUUACUUAGGUACAAAUAACAUAAAUGACUCCCUUCCCAAUGAAAUUGGGAAUCUAGUGAACUUGGGAACUUUUGAUGUAUCUCAAAACCAAAUAAUUGAUUCCAUCCUGCAUAGCAUUGGAAAUCUAACAAAGCUUGAUUAUUGUUACCUCUAUAGUAAUAACAUAAAUGGCUUCAUUCCUAGUGAGAUUGGGAAUCUAAUGAACUUGAAAGUUUUUCAAAUAUCUAACAACCAAAUAAUUGGUCCCAUCCCACAUAGCAUUGGAAACCUGACCAAACUUGAAAAUUUUGACCUAUCUAGCAAUAAAAUAAUUGGCACCAUUCCUCCAUCUCUUGGAAAUUUGAAAGGUCUUACUGAAUUAAAAUUAUUUAACAAUCAUCUCUUUGGUAAAGUGCCCAAUGAAUUUGAGAACCUUACAAACUUAAUUAUUCUUGAGCUAGCAAACAAUAACCUUUCUGGUAAUCUACCAUUAGAUUUGGCUAAAGGAGGUUUGCUUCAGCAUCUUGCUUUAGUCAAUAAUAAUUUCCAAGGUCCCAUUCCGACCAGUUUGAAAAAUUCAACAAACUUAUUCAGGGUACGGCUUGAAGAAAACCAAUUCACUGGAGAUGUCUCUCAAAGCUUUGGUGUUCAUCCAUAUUUGGAUUAUAUUGAUCUAAGCUUUAACAGAUUGUCUGGUACUUUAUCACCAUCUUGGGGAGCAUGCCUUAACUUGACAAGCCUUAGAAUCGCGGGAAACAGAAUCAGCGGAUUAAUACCCUUGGAAAUCGGUCAAUUGCUAAAGCUACGACGAUUUGAUAUCUCUUCCAACAAUCUAGAGGGAAAGAUCCCAAGAGAGUUUGGUAAAUUAUCUAAUAUAUUUUACCUAAACAUGAGCAACAAUCAUCUCACUGGAGCCAUACCAUCAGAACUUGGGGAUCUAUCUUCAUUAGAAGCUCUAGAUUUGUCAAGCAGCAAUUUGAGUGGAGAAAUACCAAUAUGGUUGGAGAACUGCAGUAAAUUGCACUCACUCAAAUUGAGCAGUAAUAAACUAAGUGGUGUGAUUCCUUUUCAACUUGGUAACUUGAAUUUACAUGAAGUACUAGACUUGAGUAAUAAUUUUUUCACAGGAGAAAUACCACCACAACUUAGCAAUUUAAUCAUGUUGCAAGAGUUGAAUUUAUCACAUAACGAGUUGGUUGGUCGCAUUCCAUCUUCUUUUCAAUUAAUGAUAGGCUUAACAUCAUUGGAUUUAUCUUAUAAUUCCCUGGAAGGUCCUGUUCCAGAGACCCAUUUCUUUCGAGCAGCUCCCCUCAAGUGGUUUAUCCACAAUAAGGGCUUAUGUGGUCAAGUGCAUGGUUUACCUCCAUGUCAUCAAUCGCAGUUAGUAAGCAGAGGUGAUAUAGAAAAACAUCACAAAAUCAUUAUUUUGAUUGUUCUUUUGACAUUUGGUAUCUUAUUUUUGAUAAUUGGGGUAUCCGUAUUACUUUUCUAUAAGAGAAAGAAGUCCAUUACAAAUGACACAAGGGAAGAAUUUGAUAAACAUUUCUUCUCCAUUUGGGGAGUCAAUCACGGCAAGAAAGCAUACAAAGAGAUUAUUAGAGUGACAGAAAAUUUUGAUGAGAAGUAUCAAAUAGGUACUGGAUCUUGUAGCAUUGUCUAUAAAGCAACAAUAUCAUCAGGAGUGACACUUUCUAUCAAGAAAAUUCAAAAAGAUGAAGAAGCCCAAGUGAAUGAACAAGCUUUUCAAAAUGAAAUACAAGCAUUAACUGAAGUUCGGCAUCGAAAUAUUGUGAGGUUUUAUGGUUUUUGUUCUACUGAUAAAUUCAGCUUUCUUGCAUAUGAAUAUAUGGAGAGAGGAUGUCUGGGUGCCACUCUAAGAUCUGAGCAAGAAGCAAUGAAGUUGGAUUGGAUCAAAAGAACUGGUAUUGUCCAAGACAUUGCUCAAGCUUUAUCUUACUUGCAUCAUGAUUGUAAUCCACCUAUCGUUCAUCGAGACAUAACGAGCAACAAUAUUCUUUUGGAUGAAGAGUACAAGGCUUGUGUUGCAGACUUUGGUAUUUCUCGACUGUUAAAACCUAAUUCAUCACAUUGGAGUUUGCUUGCGGGCACAUACGGAUACAUCGCACCAGAGCUUGCCUAUGCCAUGAGAGUGACUGAAAAAUGUGAUGUAUAUAGUUUCGGAAUUGUAGCACUUGAAGUGAUAUGUGGAACGCAUCCUGGGGAUCUCCUAAGCAACUUAUCAUUGAGUAUGCUGGUGAAAGAUAUCCUUGAUCCACGUCUUCCCCUUCCCCUUCAUAUAGCUGAUCAAGUGACCAUGAAUCAAGUGCUUUUUGUGAUUUUAAUAGCAAUGCAUUGCAUCAACACUGAUCCACAGGCUCGCCCUACAAUGCGACAAGUAUCUGAAAGAUUGUUUUCUCCGAAGUCUUGGCCAACAUUUGACAUCUUCUCUUUUCAAGUACUUACCCUUCAUCACCUCAUAAACAUUGUGCAAACACAUAUUGAUGAUCAAGUGCUUGAAUAAUGAGAACUAAGGCAUCUCUGGCCGUUCAAAACACAUCGGACGGUUGAGGCCUCUCCCGCUCAUUUCAAAACUCAGCCCCAAAUUCAUGGAGGGAAGGGAGAGAGCGAGAGGCCGUCUUCGAUGCUUGUGAUCUCAACCCGCAGCGCUUCAUCAACGAGGUCCUCAACGCCGCCGACGAUCUCCUCGAUGGCGCCUCCCAGUCCUAACCCUCAAGCAGGCUUCAAUCAUCACGGGAUGUGGGGAGAAGCAAUCUGAUGAGCUUGCCAAGCAAGACUUGUUUGUCGAGAACUUAAUCACUUGAAGGAGGAUAUGACGCAGAACUUGAUUCUCACUUGAACUCAUUGAGAGAGAAGCUUGUUGCAGUAAUUUGCUCAUGUUUCCUUGGUUUCCUUCAACUCUGCUUCUCUAGAGACAAUUGCAAAUUUUCUAGGUUGGGAAAGAAUGUUCAGCACUUCACAGAGAGAUCCAAGUUCUGAAAAAGCAGGCUUGCCUUAACAACAGUUAUGAUGCAUCCCUUGCUGAGAUGAUAUUCCUGUAUGAGCAGAACUUGAUGCAUAAGAUGUUUCAAGCUUUUCAGAGGUAAAGAAGGUGGCAUCAGUACUGAAACAAAAGCUGAGACCAUUCAGAUCAAAAGAGCAAAAUAGAUGGAUCCUCUGAUAGCUG
Dioscorea cayenensis subsp. rotundata (Guinea yam) is the source of this 4122-nucleotide messenger RNA. Its product is annotated as MDIS1-interacting receptor like kinase 2-like. Gene Ontology annotation, cellular component: plasma membrane. The coding region runs from base 31 to 3459 and encodes 1142 amino acids. The transcript has 6 exons. Gene Ontology annotation, biological process: hormone-mediated signaling pathway; protein phosphorylation. NCBI's taxonomy places the organism in Eukaryota, Viridiplantae, Streptophyta, Magnoliopsida, Dioscoreales, Dioscoreaceae. Gene Ontology annotation, molecular function: ATP binding; protein kinase activity; protein binding. The record is from RefSeq and is a predicted model, not a curated record.